Molecule: messenger RNA, 263 nt
Organism: Aspergillus welwitschiae
Lineage: Eukaryota; Fungi; Ascomycota; Eurotiomycetes; Eurotiales; Aspergillaceae
Exons: 1
Coding region: 9-185 (58 amino acids)
Source: RefSeq, a predicted model, not a curated record
GGGGGAAGAUGAUCGAUGUACAUAGAGCGAUGAAUACUUUUGAUUAUGACGAGAUUGAUGAAUGCAUGAGAGAUUUGGACGUCAUCGCCUUUUUCCAUUUGCUCUUUUGCCCCUUUGUUCCUGUUGCGGAUCCAUUUUGGUGGUCACUUAUCUCUGCCGUGCCUGGCGAUGACGUCGAUGCUUGACGUCAUGUACCCCGGACUCACCACCAACUUCGAUCUAUAAAUACACCCACAGCAUCAACACAACACAACAACAAUACA